Messenger RNA from Diutina rugosa, 444 nucleotides. RefSeq names its product Eaf6p (gene EAF6). NCBI's taxonomy places the organism in Eukaryota, Fungi, Ascomycota, Pichiomycetes, Serinales, Debaryomycetaceae. The coding region runs from base 1 to 444 and encodes 147 amino acids. The record is from RefSeq and is a predicted model, not a curated record. The transcript has a single exon. Gene Ontology annotation, cellular component: NuA4 histone acetyltransferase complex.
AUGCCUCCGAAGCAAGAGGUGAAACCGACGCCGAGCGACGACACUGACAAAUACGGCAAGCUUAAGGAUGAUCUAGUGAAAGACAUUCUAAAGAAGCAGGAGCUCGAGAAGAAACUUCAGGAACUAGAGGACUCGAUUUACGAAAAGGAAAAUGACUACUUCAACGAAAGUGUUUACGGAAACAUCAUUAAAGGAUUCGAGAACUUCUCCAAAGCCAGUGGAUCAACUAAUAAGAAACGACUUCAGUACACCGAUGAUGAUCACAUCUUCUCGAUGAGUUCUACCAACUACAUCAAACAGUUGAUGAAGAAGCAGGGAGUCGUCAACGGAAGUGCCGACUUCGAAGACUAUGAAGAUGUGGUGAAGCCGAAAGAGGCUGCUGAAGAGGAAACUACUGCCGCCACCCCUGGGCGUAAGCGGAAACUGAGGGUUUCAGAAGAUUAG